UUUUGCGUUGGGAAAUGAUGUAAUGGUGUGAUGGCUGUCUCCCUCACUGGCCUUAACUCUUCUAUGGACCUUGAAUUCUGGAAUUGUUUUGACCCUCUGAGGUUCUUGGCAGUCUGCUCAUCCCUGUGUCCAUUGAUUUUAUACACAUUUUGUAUAGUGAUACAGCAUCCCUAUUGUUGAGGCUUAGGGUAUUUCUAAGAAAAGCCUUUGUUCUGAAGAGCUUUGAAAGGAGAAGAGAUGAUGCUUCCCAGUGGCUCAGUCAUCUAACAAGCAGGGUUCUGUAUAGUGAAUUCAAAAUGGCAGAGUAGGAAUUCUGUCUAUAAAAAAGAGCCUGCCAGGAGCUAGAGCUAAACUAAACUUGGAUUUCAUAUGGACUGUGCAGGGGCUUCUUUUCUGUUUAUUCUACAAAAAGCUAACAGUGGCCCAAAUCAGACCGGGAUCCCCAGGAGUCUCCAUUCUCAUUAAAAUGAUCAGGUCUGGAAGGAAAAUGACAGAGGAAAACAGCACCACAAAAAUCAAUGAUUUUGUCUUUAUAAAUUUCACAAACAAGCCUGUCUUGAAGAUCACUCUAUUUUUAGUGUUCCUGAUCUUUUAUAUGGCUACAUUGGUGGGCAAUAUAGGAAUGAUUGCUUUAAUAAGGGCCAGCCCCCAACUUCACACUCCAAUGUACUUCUUUCUCAGCAACCUGUCCUUUAUAGAUUCAUUAUUCUCCUCUGUGGUUGCCUGUAAGUCUUUGGCAAAUCUUCUGGAAGAUAAAAAAUCCAUUUCCUUUAUUGGGUGUGCUAUGCAGAUGUACUUUGUCAUAGGCCUGGGAAGUGCAGAGUGCUUUCUCCUUGCUGCAAUGGCCUAUGACCGAUACGUGGCUAUCUGCAAACCCUUGUUGUACCCACUCCUCAUGUCACCCAGAGUCUGCAUUCUUCUGAUGGCAAGUUCCUAUCUCCUGGGCUUUUUGCAUUCCCUUCUCCAUACUGUUUUCACUUUCACAUUGUCCUUCUGUCAAUCUGAGAUCAACCAUGUAUAUUGUGACAUCACAGCCCUUCUAUUGCUCUCCUGUACUGACACUCGCCUAAAUGAACUUCUGAUUUUUUAUGUGGCUGGACUUGUAGAAGCAACUACCGUGCUAAGUGUUUUUGUUUCAUAUAUGUAUAUUCUUGCCAACAUUGUGAGGAUCAGCUCAGCUUCAGGCAGGUUGAAAGCCUUCUCCACUUGCACUUCGCACCUAAUUGCAGUUACCAUCUUCCACGGAGCAAUCCUUAUUUUACAUUUCCGACCAAAAUCAAGUAGUAGAUCUCCCAUCCAAGAUGUGAGUGACAAAAUUCUUGCCAUCUUCUACACUAUUAUCAUUCCGUUGCUGAACCCUUUGAUUUACAGUCUGAGAAACAAGGAGGUGAAGGAUGCCUUCAGAUGCUCUUGGAAAAGAGCAUGGACACAAUAA
This is a messenger RNA of Crotalus tigris (Tiger rattlesnake), 1435 nucleotides long. RefSeq names its product olfactory receptor 1019-like. The record is from RefSeq and is a predicted model, not a curated record. Gene Ontology annotation, cellular component: membrane. NCBI's taxonomy places the organism in Eukaryota, Metazoa, Chordata, Lepidosauria, Squamata, Viperidae. Gene Ontology annotation, biological process: G protein-coupled receptor signaling pathway; sensory perception of smell. Bases 467 to 1435 code for a protein of 322 amino acids. Gene Ontology annotation, molecular function: odorant binding; olfactory receptor activity; G protein-coupled receptor activity. The transcript has 2 exons.